CUCGGCACAUUGACCUGUCACAAUGCAGGAGACAACUAGGGAAAUAUCACUGGGAUGGAGUAUGUUCAUUUGGCUACAGAAAGAAAGAAAAGUUAUCAUCAUUUCAUAACCGUUUAAUUUCAAAAGACCGGAAAGGGAUUCAUACUCGACGUGUUUACGUUUAGAUUUUAUUUUGGGAUCUAGGAUGGCAAGUCCAUGGAGAAGCCGGUAACAUGUAGUAUGUGAGUUGUUUCCUAUCGAUAGCAUACUGAGACCAAAGCUACCUCCAUAAUAAUCACAUAAAGGGAUCAAACCCGACUGAAAUCCUUUAUACCAGGAGCAUAGUUGCUAUAUUUGAAUGUCACCAAUUACGCAUCGGUGUUCGGUUUGAAGGGAUAUGGAUCAUUUCGCCGCUGAGUGCCUUGUGUCUAUGUCCAGUCGGGCUGUCGUUCACCCUAAAGAGAACAGAGAGUUGAAAACAGAACCAGUCUGCUGUCCAAGGAACGACGGAGAAGACAUGGGCAAAGACAACUCCUCUCUUUUCGUGGUGGCGAGGAUUCUAGCGGAUUUUAACCAGCAGGCACCCACGACCACUGGCGAUAUUGCCGAGCAGGCAAAAAUAGCAGAAGGGUGCGUGUCGCCAGCUCCAGUCACAGAGGAUGGGAAUACUGCCACACCUAUCCUCGUCAGCCCCGCCGCCGACCUCACACAAAGAGGCAGUAAACGUGUCAGAGGUCGAUCCGAACCGGAAUCGCCUCAGAAAAAGCACAAAUGUCAUUAUUCAGGUUGUGAAAAAGUUUACGGGAAGUCGUCCCACCUCAAAGCGCACCUAAGGACACACACAGUCUCUCUCUCGGCUCCAGGCCCAGCCCCAGACACACACUCUGCCUGCCUUACAGCCGAUCUGUCCAGCAACAGACUCAGCUAGCAGAGCUCAGACACAGAUGAGUGUUUCCCCAUAAGAUGCUUCAUAUCAUAUCAUUAG
Messenger RNA from Oncorhynchus keta (chum salmon), 964 nucleotides. Its product is annotated as Krueppel-like factor 13. Bases 377 to 907 code for a protein of 176 amino acids. The transcript has 2 exons. The record is from RefSeq and is a predicted model, not a curated record. Gene Ontology annotation, biological process: regulation of transcription by RNA polymerase II. Gene Ontology annotation, molecular function: DNA-binding transcription factor activity, RNA polymerase II-specific; RNA polymerase II cis-regulatory region sequence-specific DNA binding. NCBI's taxonomy places the organism in Eukaryota, Metazoa, Chordata, Actinopteri, Salmoniformes, Salmonidae.